Lolium rigidum is the source of this 535-nucleotide messenger RNA. Its product is annotated as RING-H2 finger protein ATL48-like. Bases 47 to 358 code for a protein of 103 amino acids. The record is from RefSeq and is a predicted model, not a curated record. The transcript has 2 exons. NCBI's taxonomy places the organism in Eukaryota, Viridiplantae, Streptophyta, Magnoliopsida, Poales, Poaceae.
CCGCUGUUCCCCAAAGCGUCCUCCUUUUUCCUCCCAGGCGACGCGAAUGGAGAAGGGCUCAGGCGCCGCCGCGGGAGGCACCGCGCGGCCGCCGCCGAUGCCGCAGUUCGACGAGUUCCCGUUCGAGGGGAAGAAGCCCGUCAAGAACCCCUUCGUCCCCAUCGGUGCAUUGGUCACUGCCGGUGUCCUGACUGCUGGUCUAGUCAGCUUCCGGUACGGGAAUUCUCGACUAGGACAGAAGCUGAUGAGGGCCCGUGUGGUUGCUCAAGGCGUAACGGUUGCUCUGAUGGUUGGCAGCGCGUACUACUACGGCGACCAAAUCAAGCUGUUCAAGAAAGGGUCGAGCCCUGAACUUUGACUGGAUAGUUGUUGGUCGUGCAUGGGAUCGGAAUGCCAUAUAUUAUGUACCGAAGGUUCUCCUGGGGCUCUCUCUGUGAUGUUCAAUUCCCCCCAGUCUGGGGCUUUGAAUAUGUGAUUUAGGCUUUUGGUAUGUGGUAGCAAACUGAAAUCAAUUUUGGUCCAAGUUCGCGAAUAA